AGGGGCAGACAUGUUUCUCCAGUAUUACCUCAACGAGCAGGGCGAUCGCGUCUAUACUCUAAAGAAAUUCGACCCCAUGGGGCAACAGACUUGCUCUGCCCAUUCUGCUCGGUUCUCCACAGAUGACAAAUACUCAAAACACCGAAUCACCAUCAAGAAAAGCUUCAAGGUGCUCAUGACCCAGCAACCGAGGGCUUGUUAA
Messenger RNA from Rattus norvegicus (Norway rat), 202 nucleotides. Lineage: Eukaryota; Metazoa; Chordata; Mammalia; Rodentia; Muridae. The record is from RefSeq and is a predicted model, not a curated record.